UAGACGGCGCGCCUACAUUUUGUCAAUAUUAAGGUAAACCUAACCUGCUUUUCCAGUCAAACUAAAGUUUUGGAAUAUCAUCUUUAGUCAACAGAUUCAAUUGCAUUUUAUUAAAGCGAAUUUUCGAAUCAUACUAGUGUGGACAAAAUGAGUUUAGAGGGCAUUUGUUCGCUGCCGAAUUGGGGCGCGAGGGAAACCGACGUCAGCUUGGAAAAUGAUGUUUCGCACUUCUGCAGAAACUUCACCAACAGCAUGGAACUUGGGGUGCCCCCUUAUGCCAAUCCGGCGAAUGAUCUCGCAAAAUUGGGUAACGACGAUUCAGGCCGAGAAAUCAAGAUGAACUUUGAUCAUGGAACCACUACACUCGGUUUUAUGUACCAAGGUGGAGUCGUUUUGGCUGUGGAUUCGCGCGCCACUGGCGGCCAAUUCAUCGGGUCCCAAACCAUGAAGAAAAUCGUCGAAAUCAACGAUUUUCUCUUGGGAACGUUGGCUGGUGGGGCUGCAGACUGCGUGUACUGGGACAGGGUUUUAGCCAAGCAGUGUAGAAUGUACGAGCUGCGAAACAGAGAGCGCAUCUCUGUAGCUGCAGCCUCUAAACUAAUGUCCAACAUGGUCUACAACUAUAAAGGAAUGGGGCUCAGCAUGGGCAUGAUGCUGGCCGGGUGGGAUAAAAGAGGCCCUCAGCUCUACUACAUCGACUCAGAAGGCACCCGAACGCCUGGCAAAGUUUUCAGUGUAGGCUCUGGCUCAGUCUAUGCUUUCGGAGUCUUGGAUUCUGGAUAUAAAUGGGAUUUAACCGACGAAGAAGCGUAUGACUUGGGGCGCCGAUCGAUCUAUCAUGCUACGCACCGUGACGCCUAUUCUGGUGGUAUCGUCAGGGUGUAUCACAUGAAGCAAACAGGCUGGGUGCACAUCGACAACAACGACUGCUCUGAUUUACAUUACAAAUAUCAAGCGGAAAAAGAAGCCCUUGAGAAUCAAGUUUAAGCUAAUCCAUUUUUAUAUUUCAGUAAAUGAUUUGUGAAACUUUCAAA
Dendroctonus ponderosae (mountain pine beetle) is the source of this 1034-nucleotide messenger RNA. RefSeq names its product proteasome subunit beta type-5 (gene Prosbeta5). The transcript has 3 exons. The record is from RefSeq and is a predicted model, not a curated record. The coding region runs from base 148 to 987 and encodes 279 amino acids. Gene Ontology annotation, molecular function: threonine-type endopeptidase activity. NCBI's taxonomy places the organism in Eukaryota, Metazoa, Arthropoda, Insecta, Coleoptera, Curculionidae. Gene Ontology annotation, cellular component: proteasome core complex.